Peromyscus leucopus (white-footed mouse) is the source of this 1981-nucleotide messenger RNA. RefSeq names its product chromosome 22 C19orf25 homolog (gene C22H19orf25). The transcript is spliced from 2 exons. The record is from RefSeq and is a predicted model, not a curated record. NCBI's taxonomy places the organism in Eukaryota, Metazoa, Chordata, Mammalia, Rodentia, Cricetidae. Bases 476 to 805 code for a protein of 109 amino acids.
CCCAGGCUGGCGUCGGACACACAGAGAUCCGCCUGGCGCUGCCCCCCACCAGGACAAGGAAACCAGGCUCCCGGACCGUGUCACCCUGUGGACAGGCACCGUCCAGCAUUGUUAUUAUUACAGCAUUCUGAGCGCCCACUGCGAACCUGGCUCCCAGUUGCUGCCCAGCCAGGGGAACUCGAACUCACGCUCACCACUCGUGGUCAGGGAGGCGGAGACCCGUCAUCCCUUGGAUGGCACCGGGGAACGUCCAGGACGAGGGCUCUUUAAGACGGGGGAGGAGUUUCGCGAGGAGCGGAGCUGGAGCGGACCGGAAGUGCAAGACCAGGGCGGUCCUCAAACAGGAAGCGGAAGUGGUGGCGGCCGCACAGAUUCUAGGACCCGAGAUAGGCUGUAGGGUUUUGGGGGCAAACAGGCCGAGUUUGAGGCCGACUGUGAGACCCCGGGAGGAGGGAAGGCGAGUCGGGGACCGGGGAUGAGCGCCAAGGGCAAGAGACGCGUGGUGCUGCCCACGCGCCCUGCGCCUCCCACGGUGGAGCAGAUCCUGGAGGACGUGCGCGGGGCGCCCCCCCACGACCCCGUUUUCACCGCCCUGGCGCCGGAAGACCCCCCAGAUCCCUCCCCACGGACCGAGGACCCUGAGGCCAGGUACGAGCAGAUCUACCAACAGAGCCGAGCCUACGUGGCCAUGAACGAGAGGCUGCGGCAGGCGGGGGACACGCUGAGGCAGAAGUUCGAGGACCUUCGGCAGGCUGGGCAGAGGCUUGAAGAGGAUGUGAACCAGGUGACCUCAGCCACCUCCUAGAGCCGAGGCCACCGCUGAGGCGCUCUGUCCAAGGCCAGGCAUCUGGCUGACAACCAGAGGCUCUGGGUCAACAUCGGCCGCCCCAGCACUGGACUCGGGGCUCCCAGUGCCUCACUCGGCAGGCUUUGGGUCUUGGUUCCCUCUUCCAUCCUUGGUGGCCUCUAAUUCGGGGUGGAUCAGGGACAUGGCCACCUCCUCGUUCAUGGGGGCACCGGCCUGGAUUGCAUCUAGGACUUGGCUGGAGGUCGGGCUCAGAGCCAGCCUGCCCCACAGGGACCAGCCCUCAGCCACUGUGCCCUGGUCCCACCUCCUGCCCCAUGUCGCCCUGGGCAGCCAGGGUCUCCAUCCCCAACAUCCACCUGUAUUUCAGCGUCACCUCCGUUGAGAAGAUGGACGGACUGCCCCCUUCCUAGAGCCUGGCUGCGGCGGCCUUACCUGCUCCUGGUCCCAUCUCCCCAGGGCGGGAGGAAGUCAGCAAGGGGGUUUUCGCUCUGGGAAGUCCAGGGGUACUGGAAGGGCCCAAAGCGGGACGGUACAAGGAUCUCUGCAGGUCCCUGCAGCAUGCAAGCUCAGCUGGGCACCCAUAAGACGCCCGUGUGGGGGGCAUUGCCCCUUCUGGACCUGGGGUUCGGUUGACCGCUGAAGCCCACCGCUCUAGGGUGGGUGGGCUUUAUUUCUGGAACAUCGGAGUUUGGUUCUAGACCUCAGACCUCCCCGCAGUUGGACACUGGAUCACUGGGCCCAAGUCCAUGCCAGCCCCUUCACGCCUUAGGGGUCGGCCACCCCACAUGACUUCUCACAUCCCAAGCUGGCUGGGACUAUGUCAGAAAUGGCCUUGGCUUGUGGCCACCUUAUUGCUGCCGUUCCCCAUUCCUAGGAGUCACAGAGACAUUUAUUCUGGGUGGCCGGUGGCCGGUGUCCUAGAGCAAAUGGCCAGGUGUGGCUCGGCUGACCCUGAAUCAGCCUCGGCUCUAGCAUGUGUGGACCUGGUGCAGUGUCCAGUCGGCAGGGGGCUCAGGUCCGUGCACCAACACCUUGUGGGGUUGGACUGUAUCUCCAGUAGAAGGUUCUGGAACAACCUCCCCACUCCAAAGCCCAUGUUGAAGAUGAGAGCCUUGGGCAGCCCCAGAGCAACUCAGCGACUGAUUUUAUUAAAGAUGUGAACAAGAACCAGAA